CAAGAGUCAAGCCAAGAGUCAAAGUUGUUGCUGUUGCUGUCGCUGUCGCUGUCACUGUCGCUGCCACUGUCGCUGUUGUCGCCUUAACCAACGUCAAUGUCCGCCUUCAGUUGCAUUUUGCCAGCGGUUUCGUGACAAAGCUCCACGCGGUUUGCACCACUCCCGUAGCCACAUUUUCCGCACAAACAUAAGUAGUUUUGUUUGUUUUGUUUUUUUGUUUUUUUUUUGAGUGAGUGAUCGAUCAAGGAAAUUAACUAUUAAGCAGAACCCAUACUAAAGAAGAUGGGCCAAGAGGAUCAGGAGUUGUUGAUACGCGGAGGUAGCAAGAAUACCUCUGCCGAACACUUAAACAACCAGGGGGACGGCGGCGGAGGUUCCUCGCAGAGCUGCAUUAGCCAGGGAUUUGGCCAGACCAAGAACUACGGCACCCUAAGGCCACCAACGCCGCCGGAUGGUUCGGUCAGCGGGCAACAGCCGGAGAAUCUCACCUAUGCCUGGCACAAUCUGGACAUCUUCGGGGCCGUCAAUCAGCCCGGCUCCGGCUGGCGACAGUUGGUCAAUCGGACGCGAGGACUCUUCUGCAACGAGCGACACAUCCCAGCGCCACGGAAGCAUCUGCUGAAGAAUGUCUGCGGCGUGGCCUAUCCGGGAGAACUGCUGGCCGUAAUGGGCAGCUCCGGGGCCGGCAAGACAACGCUCCUGAAUGCCCUGGCCUUCCGAUCACCGCAGGGUAUCCAAGUGUCGCCGUCGGGUAUGCGGAUGCUGAAUGGCCAACCCGUGGAUGCCAAGGAGAUGCAGGCCCGUUGCGCCUAUGUCCAGCAGGACGAUCUCUUCAUUGGCUCGCUGACGGCCCGCGAGCAUCUCAUCUUCCAGGCCAUGGUGCGGAUGCCGCGGCAGCUCAGCUACCGACAGCGGGUGGCCCGCGUGGACCAGGUCAUUCAGGAGCUAUCGCUCAGCAAAUGCCAGAACACGAUCAUUGGGGUGCCCGGUCGGGUCAAGGGGCUGUCGGGGGGCGAGCGCAAGCGCCUGGCCUUCGCCUCGGAGGCUCUGACCGAUCCACCGCUCCUCAUCUGCGAUGAGCCCACCUCCGGCCUGGACUCCUUCACCGCUCACAGUGUCGUCCAGGUGCUGAAGAAGCUGUCGCAGAAGGGCAAGACCGUUAUACUGACCAUACAUCAGCCCUCGUCGGAGCUCUUCGAGCUUUUCGACAAGAUCCUGCUAAUGGCCGAGGGUCGGGUGGCCUUCCUCGGGACACCCAGCGAGGCCGUGGACUUCUUCUCCUAUGUUGGGGCCCAGUGUCCGACUAAUUACAAUCCGGCGGACUUCUACGUUCAGGUCCUGGCCGUUGUUCCAGGCCGUGAGGCUGAGUCCAGAGAGAGGAUUGCCAAGAUAUGCGAUAACUUUGCCGUCAGCAAAGUGGCCCGGGAAAUGGAGCAGCUGCUGGCCACCAAGAAUCUCGAGCAGCCCCUGGAGCAGCCCGAAAAUGGUUAUACGUACAAGGCCACCUGGUUUAUGCAGUUCCGGGCAGUGCUCUGGCGUUCCUGGCUAUCCGUGCUGAAGGAACCGUUGCUGGUCAAAGUACGACUCAUUCAGACAACGAUGGUGGCCAUCCUGAUUGGCCUGAUCUUUCUGGGCCAGCAGCUUACGCAGGUGGGCGUAAUGAACAUCAAUGGGGCCAUCUUCCUGUUCCUCACCAACAUGACCUUCCAGAAUGUUUUCGCCACUAUCAAUGUUUUCACAUCGGAGCUGCCGGUAUUUAUGAGAGAAGCCCGAAGUCGUCUGUACAGAUGUGACACGUACUUCUUGGGAAAGACCAUAGCAGAGCUGCCGUUGUUCCUCACCGUUCCCUUGGUAUUCACUGCAAUUGCCUAUCCAAUGAUUGGACUCAGGCCGGGAGUGAUGCACUUCUUCAACUGCCUGGCACUGGUCACAUUGGUGGCCAAUGUGUCGACAUCGUUCGGAUAUCUGAUAUCCUGUGCCAGCUCCUCCACCUCGAUGGCCCUGUCGGUGGGCCCACCCGUCAUUAUCCCGUUCCUGCUGUUCGGUGGGUUCUUUUUGAAUUCCGGGUCGGUGCCCGUCUAUCUGAAGUGGCUGUCGUAUCUGUCCUGGUUCCGGUACGCCAACGAGGGGCUGCUCAUCAACCAGUGGGCGGAUGUGGAGGCAGGUGAAAUCAGUUGCACCUCCUCGAACACGACGUGCCCCAGCUCCGGCAAGGUCAUCCUAGAGACCCUAAACUUCUCGGCUGAGGAUUUGCCCCUGGAUUACGUGGGACUGGGCAUCUUAAUUGUUAGCUUUAGGGUAUUGGCUUAUCUGGCACUGAGACUCAGGGCCAGACGCAAGGAGUAGAGUCUGCCGAAGAUCAAUCAUAGUUAAUGCGGUUUUUUGUAUGAGUACUCGUACGUGUCGUGUGUGUAAUUAUUAUUAUUAUAAUUAUUAUUGUGUCUAUUGUUUGGCUUCCGCCCCAACCACCACCCCACAAAACAACUACAUUUACUGUUACUAAGCUUGAAAUGCUUGAGAAUAAAACAUGCUUUUUUACUUCAAAACAAAUUUUACUUGUAAUAGCUCGGACACAAGCUCUUCAACAUUCACAAAUCAACAUUCAAACGGCGCGCUCAAUUUAAACACACCACAGACCCUAAAGUUCACCAAACGUGGCAAACUCAACAUUAGUAGCUUGGAAACAUGAAAGCGUGCAAGUGAACAGACGAAACUCACCACCGCACUGGGGCGCUCUCACUAUCUUGCGCUCACGUCAUUCUACUCUCUCAGACAUUGAAGAGGCUCGCUUUGGUUCUGUUCGUGAGUGUUGAUUGGUGGUUCCUCUAACGGAUCCCAAACUGAGACCUAUAAACGUAUAUCCAGUGACGAAAAUCGGUAAUAUAUAGAAGAUAGGAAAUUUUUGUUUUGUUUGAGCGAACUAGUUCGCAACGGAGCAGCACUAUUGGUGUUUACGCUCUCUGUCUGCUGCUGCUCUCAUUCAUUCUCUCUCUUUCUGACGCCCGCGCUGACUAUUGAUGACCUUAUGUGCGCCGUUCGUUCGUUGCUCACAGAGAGUAAUUCCGUUUUACAUUGUUGGCCGCCGCUGAGCGGAUUUUAUUUGGUGUAUUUUUUGUUUGCAAAAUGUAUGUAAGUGUCUAUGUAUAUGCAUGCAUGCGUAAGCAGCAAAUAACCAGAAGGUGGAAAGAGAACUACGCUACUAACAGAGCCAUUAGUAGACGGCGUCGCACAAUUAAAUUGAUUUUUCACCGGUCACCUAACCUCAAAAGCCCCUGCCGGUAAAAGGGGGGGUUCGGAGGCACAGCUGUUGCAUACAACAAAACAACAAAACACAACCGAAUAACGUGGA
Messenger RNA from Drosophila pseudoobscura, 3349 nucleotides. It is a transcript of the gene w, whose product is annotated as eye pigment precursor family transporter white. Gene Ontology annotation, molecular function: ATP binding; ATP hydrolysis activity; ABC-type transporter activity. The record is from RefSeq and is a predicted model, not a curated record. Gene Ontology annotation, biological process: transmembrane transport. The coding region runs from base 283 to 2346 and encodes 687 amino acids. The transcript is spliced from 8 exons. Gene Ontology annotation, cellular component: cytoplasmic vesicle membrane; plasma membrane. Lineage: Eukaryota; Metazoa; Arthropoda; Insecta; Diptera; Drosophilidae.